CAUUCAUUCACUUGUGACUAGAAUUCCGGUCUCGUCGUUCACAGUCAAUCCACUCGUCAAGUAUGGCAGAUCGGCAGUCCACCGAGCAAGUGCUGGCCGAGCUCCGUGAAGCAAGACGCCGCCUCGCUACCAUCUCGCACGCAUCGCCACUGCCACCGCUGCUCCCAACAAGUCACUCUAGCGCGGGUGGUCGAGCCAGCAUGGGCAGUGGUAGGAUGGGUGGACUUGCAUUCGGCCACGAGUACCACCAGCAGCUGUAUGACGAUCACCGACGCUCCGCCUCGUCCUCCUCGUCCGCCACUUCCUUCGCCGGUGCGCCGAGCCUUGCUGCUGGAUGGAACACUGCGGGGUACGGAUCUGCUGCCCGCGAUGGCCAGGACGAUCUGCGCGCGUCGCUGAACGCGAGCCUGGACGAGCACCAGCAAUUGCUCGACCGGAUUGACGCGCUGUCACUCCCAAGCACGCCGUCAACCCGCUAUCAGAGCAGCAAUACGAGUCAUGCUCAUGGUAGCAGUACUGGUAAUGGCACGAGCUACACUUCCAGCAGCAGGAAACAAAAGGACUCGAACGUUUCGUAUCCCGUCAAGCUCAGCGCUGAAUAUGGGUUGUUGUGGCCUGCUACGUUCGGGUACCGUCCAGAGUCGAGUUACACUGGGACUCGAGAUGGUCCAACCGGAAACGCGGGGUAUGCAAACCAUCAGUCUACGCCUCGUUCUGAAACUCACAAGGGCAAAGGUCCACUUCGACCAGCUUCCACCGCAGCAGCUGCGGGAGCCUCACCGACAGUGCACCGGGCUUCAGCAGACUCGUUGGUUUACAAGGCUUACUCCGAGCAGCCAGCAGCACAACCAGCGAGCAGCAUGCCUCGGCAAGCAUCAUCAUCAUCAUCAUCAUCAUCAUCAUCAUCAUCAUCAUCAUCAUCAUCAUCAUCAUCAUCAUCAUCAUCAUCAUUAACAUCAUCGUCGUCGUCAGGGCAGGUGCGAGUCCAGUCCAAUCUUCAGUCAUGGAUUUCCAACGGAACCACACCCAGCAAAGCGGCCCAGUCUGCUCCAUCCACGACCUCGACGCCGAAACGCGCUUCGGCUGCAUCGGCACAUCCUCGCACGGCUGACAGCACCCCCAAUCAGAACAGCAAACCAGGGCACGAUUUACCCAGCCCAUUGUCUUUGCCUCCAUUGGUCGCCAGCCUUUCGGACUUGCGGGGCGAGACGCAGCAUUGGCUCGCAUCGCUUCACGAGGAUUCGGACAUUCGCUUUGCACGCGAGGCUGUGCGAUUGCUCGCCCUCGUUCGCGGGCACGCACUGCAGCAGCGAGUGUUAGAUGGGUUGCGCGUCAAUGCAGCCUUUACUGCUGGUGCCAGCGACGCUCGGGAACACCAAGCCUCAAAGACGACGGAAGCCAACGGUCAUGUGCAUCAAGCUGGCCGGCAGCCAGUCCACCAUCAGCACCAUCAGCAGCAAACGGAAGAGAGCCAUGGGGACCACACUGUCUACAACGACCAGGGCGACUCCAGCGAAGAAGAAGACGAAGAAGAAGAAGAAUCUGACGCUGAUAUGUCUGACAGCGAGACGGACGACCAGAGCGACGCCUUCGCUACCACUCAGCAGCCCAGUUCUUCGUUGCUCUUCGUAUCGGAUGAGCGUGCAGUCGACUCUGUUAUUGCCUCGCUUCCAAUCGAGCACCUUGGUGUCAUGUCCGAGUCGCAAGUGGGCACCCUGCACGCCAUCGCAACACAAGUUCGCCGCUUCCUGCGCGAAACAGUGCGUGCCCGACCCAACGCCGUCCUUGAUUCCGUGCUGUUGGAGUACUGCGCUCGCUUGGUGCUCCAACUCGUCCAACAGAGUGAGCCUCGCCAACAACAAGUCCGGAAAACGCGGCGAUCUUUGCCAUCAGACGCAAGGCAGCAAGAGCAUGAGCAAGAGCAAAGGCUGCAGCACCAUCGAAAACGGGUUGAUCAUCGAUUGCGGCUGGAUCUUGUCAACGCUUGCUCCACGUUGGUUUCUCUUCCCCUCGAGAAGUGCGCGGACGCUAUUGUGCAAGCUGCGGCCGCAAGCCUUGCCCAGCGGUUGCCAUUGCGGGAUCAACCUGCUUUUGAACCACAGACCUUGUCGCCUGAAGACCUUGCCACCAGGCGCACUCAGCGCGUCGUUGAAGCGCUUUUGGACGACUUGUCGUCGGGUGAGGAGCGUUCUUCCCAGUCUGAGUCGAGCGAUGACGAUGACGAGUACCUCGACUCGCAGAAUCGUGUCAUUCCCCGUGCCAAACAGCAUAAUAGGCAGCAGCACCGAUGAUUUGGCACGCGCUGCAUGUCGGUUUCCUCGGUUCCAAUUUCGUAUUCAUCCAUCUC
Capsaspora owczarzaki ATCC 30864 is the source of this 2347-nucleotide messenger RNA. RefSeq lists its product as hypothetical. The record is from RefSeq and is a predicted model, not a curated record. Bases 63 to 2291 code for a protein of 742 amino acids. The transcript has a single exon. Lineage: Eukaryota; Filasterea; Ministeriida; Capsasporidae.